Molecule: messenger RNA, 1118 nt
Organism: Bufo bufo (common toad)
Lineage: Eukaryota; Metazoa; Chordata; Amphibia; Anura; Bufonidae
Gene: EEF1D
Product: eukaryotic translation elongation factor 1 delta
Exons: 9
Coding region: 151-1077 (308 amino acids)
Biological process (GO): translational elongation
Cellular component (GO): cytosol; eukaryotic translation elongation factor 1 complex
Molecular function (GO): translation elongation factor activity; guanyl-nucleotide exchange factor activity
Source: RefSeq, a predicted model, not a curated record
CGUUAGUGACCGUUAGUUUAGAAGCCUACUUUCCACUCGGUGCCUCCCCUUUUUAUAUGCGUUGGUGUGGUCCGGGUUACUAGAGGCGGUCACGUGGUACGCUCCUUCCCUCCCGCUCUCUCUCCUGACACGGCGGCUUCUGCAGUAGACAUGGCGGCUCCAUUCCUGAGCACCGAGAAGAUCUGGUUUGAUAAAUGCAAGUACGAUGACGCCGAGAAGCAGUACUAUGAACAUGUAAACCUGAAGUCUGCACCCAACUGCCAGGACCAAGCACAGGAAGACGGAGCAAGCACAAUCCUCAGGGACAUUGCCAGAGCCAGGGAGAAUAUCCAGAAAUCGCUGGCCGGACUGAGGACAGUCCUGCAUAGUCCUAAGGAAGGCCAGGCUCCCCCUCCCCCGCACCACUCAGGGCCCCAUCCUAGCGCGGCGGCUGCCCCCAGUGGAGAGAACGGCGAGCUCCUGUCCCGGGUCGCCAGUCUAGAACAUGAGAACCAGAACCUGCAGAAAGUGGUGAAAGACCUUCAGUCGGCCAUCUCCAAACUGGAAAGCCGGAUCAGUACACUGGAGAAGUCCGCUACCUCACAAGCAUCAGCCCCACUGCCUCCACCUGUGUGCAAGUUACCGGCCCCUACCCCUGCACGUGCCUGCCCACCUGCCGCAGCCCCACAGCUCAAAGCAGAGGAGGAUGAUGACGACGACGAUAUUGACCUGUUCGGUAGCGAUGAAGAGGAAGAUGCAGAGGCCGCCAGGGUCAGAGAGGAGAGAUUGCGUCAGUAUGCAGAGAAGAAAUCCAAGAAGCCUGGACUGAUCGCCAAGUCCUCCAUUUUGUUGGAUGUGAAACCGUGGGAUGACGAGACGGACAUGGCAAAGCUGGAAGAAUGCGUGCGCUCUGUGCAGAUGGACGGGCUGCUGUGGGGCUCCUCCAAGCUGGUGCCUGUGGGCUACGGCAUCAAGAAGCUGCAGAUCCAGUGCGUGGUGGAGGACGACAAGGUUGGCACAGACAUGCUGGAGGAGGAGAUCACCAAAUUCGAGGACUAUGUGCAGAGCGUGGACAUUGCAGCUUUCAACAAGAUCUAGUCCAAACCAGAGUGUGAAUAAAGAGCAGCGUGUAACCGCCA